Molecule: messenger RNA, 3998 nt
Organism: Nylanderia fulva
Lineage: Eukaryota; Metazoa; Arthropoda; Insecta; Hymenoptera; Formicidae
Product: serine/threonine-protein kinase 32A
Biological process (GO): regulation of signal transduction; protein phosphorylation; G protein-coupled receptor signaling pathway
Molecular function (GO): ATP binding; G protein-coupled receptor binding; G protein-coupled receptor kinase activity
Source: RefSeq, a predicted model, not a curated record
GACGGAAACCGGCGCGGCUGAGGAGCACUCGCGCACCGACCGCGACCGCGGUAGCUCUGAUCUCUCGUCGCUCUGCUCCGGAACGCUCAAACGCGCGCGCGUGUGUGUGCAGCCUCCGAUCGUAUUCAGAAGUUUUCCCUCUCCCUCGAGUGUAAUCCCGAAUCCCCCGAGCUCUCCGAGUGUAAUUCAGUAUAUAUGCCCAGGACGAAGGCUGCUUCGUAAUUGAAACGCUCGAUAAAACUCGAUUACUCUCGAUACAUUUGACGGAAAAAUUUAUGUAAUAUACGAGAAAUGCAUAUUUAGUGUGUCAUAGUAAUUGAUUGAUUACAACAUGAUACAUAUGAGACACGGCUCGUGAAAAAAUUACUCGAUGCUGGAAGAAAUGAGCCUACAGGAAAAAAUUCAAAUUUAAGAAACUAUUCACUUUCCUACAUAUAUUCAGUCUUAAGCAAGAGUUUUGCCUUCCCAAUUUGACGAUACGUCGUAUCAUUCAUCGGAUACGACAGAAUUGCUUCGACCUAACCCGAAAUCAAUUAACGCGCAACGAAGGAGUAAUCACGAGGAACAUAUACUAUUAUAAAGUGAUCAAUCAAGCCAUUCAUGUCGUAAGCAAGAUUCAGCACGGCGACGCGUCGCGAGAGCAAGUCCGCCGCGUUGCCGUCCAAAGGCUCAUCAGCGAUCGUCCGUAAUUAUUCCGCACGUUAGCUCUUAAUUAAGCCGCUCAAAUCGACGGCGGACCGCUACUAAUUAACGCCACAUCGGGGAAAGAGCCUCACGUCAUCAGUUGACGGAUUUAACGAGAAGCCAUUUGGCGCGCGUGACGAGCAGCAUCUCUCCCUUUUUCUCCUUCAUAAGAAGAAAGGAUGACACUCGUUGUUCGAUAAAAAAAAAAAAAGUCACGCGACGAGGCGUCGCGGCGCCGUGACAAUGUGGAAAUAUGAGACUUUCUACGCCGUCGCAUCCCGGCGUCGUCUUCGUCGUUUUUGUCGAUAUCGCACUCGUACCGAUGCAGUUUACACCGGUCGCCGAUGUACACAUCCGACGUCUAUUGAGGAAAAAUGGGUGCCAAUCAAUCGAACCGAAGUGAUCCCAUCCCCGGAGAAGAAGUCAACUUCGAUCAUUUUCAAAUUUUACGCGCUAUUGGAAAAGGCAGCUUCGGAAAGGUCUGUAUCGUACAAAAACGCGACACCACCGGUAAUAUGUACGCCAUGAAGUACGUACAUAAAAACGAAUGCGCAGAACGGGGUGCCCUGAAGAACGUGGCGAGGGAGGUAGAGAUCCUAUCGAAGCUAGAACAUCCUUGCCUAGUGAAUUUAUGGUUCAGCUUCCAAGAUGAAGAGGAUCUCUUCAUGGUAUCGGACUUACUUUUGGGCGGCGAUCUGAGAUACCAUAUCCAGCAGGAGAUUGUGUUCAGCGAGGAAAGCGUCGUGCUGUUCGUGGCCGAAAUCGCGUUGGCCCUCGACUAUCUGCAGAAUCACAGGAUUAUCCACCGGGACAUCAAACCGGAUAAUAUACUGCUUGAUGAGGAGGGUCACGCUCAUGUAACAGAUUUUAACAUCGCAACUGUACUCGAAGACGGGCAAUUGGCAACUUCGAUGUCCGGAACAAAGCCGUAUAUAGCCCCGGAAAUUUACAUGUGUUCGUGCGAGGAAUACGGUGUCCUCGGCUAUGGAUUCGCUGUGGAUUGGUGGAGUCUGGGAAUCCUCGCUUGGGAGACUCUGGCCAUGGAAAGACCGUAUCCACUUCACUCCACGACGUCUAACAGGGAGGCUUUGAGAAUCUUGCAGGAUGAAAGGUCGAUCCCAUCGCACUGGAGCCCCUCGAUAUGCGAUCUCCUGGACCGUUUAUUAACUCUGGCCCCGAACGCCCGAGUGUCGAGUUUAAAGGAACUGAAGCAAGCGAGCGCGAUGAGAGAGUUGGAUUUCGACAAAGUGUUGAAUAAGCAGAUAAAGCCGCGUUUCACACCGCCGAAGGAUCACUUAAAUUGCGACCCCACUUUCGAGCUCGAGGAAAUGAUAAUCGAAACGAAGCCGUUGCACAAGAAGAAGAAACGUCUGGCUAAACAAAGAUCGUUAAGAGUCGAGUACUCGGUGGAGGAUCCCAGCGGUUUCGCCGAAGGCGCUGGAUCGAGCUUAGACACGCGAAGAUUAGCUUAUAUCCCGGAAUAUCGAGUUUAUAAUCGCGAACGCGAGAUCGAGAGACUGGAGAGAGAAAGGAAGGAGAGACAAUGGGAAGAAGAACUGAACACUGCCAUGAAAGGUGCCGAAGAAAGACUCAAAAUAAAGCAGCAACAUCUGCCGGCCCAGCGAACCGGAAAUCGACUGAGCGUCUCGACGACGAACGUCAAAGCGCGCAUAAACGCCUCACCGAGGCAAGGACGUCGCGGGAGUGCCACAACGUCCUCGGACAUAGACUUCAUCGACGCGAGUCCGGAGCCUAGCACAUCUUAGACAACGCUAAGAACUCUGUACCUACCGUAGCCUAUCGAUGACCAGUAGUCUCUUUCAACCCUACGAAUGCGUAUGAAAAUUUCAGAGACACACCAAUAUUUAUCUAGUUUAAUAAUUUACUAUAAGGAAGAAUAACAUUUCAUUAUUCCUCACUCUAUAAAACACACACACACACAUAUAUAUAUAUAUAUAGGUACGCGCACGCGCGUAUUUAAGAGAUUAGAAAAUAAUUAAAUUUUACUAAGUGAUUAUUUUACUUAACAUGCGUCGAAAGAUCCCAUUUUAUAAGUAAAGAAGAAUUUUUAUACUCCCUGGAAAGAUAUACGGCUAUAUAAUAUUCCUCUUAUUUUUUUAUCUAUUUUUAUCUUUUUUAUCUAUCGAAUAUAAGGUAAUUUAUCGCCCUUUAUUACACGUAUAAUCUUCUUUCACAAGCGCAAAGUGUUCUUACUUUAAAACAAUUUUAUAAUUUUUUAUGGGAGAUUUAAAUAUCAAUGUCGUUUUAUAUAAUUGUGUUUUGAUUUUAUCCCGAAAAAUUUCGAAAAAAUCUGAUGCAAUUUUAAAAGCUUCCGGUUUUUUUGUACGUGCCACAUCUUUGCUCCACAAUAGAUUUAAAAAGUUUAGUUAAAUUUUAAACGGAUAGAUCAAAUAAUAACUUUCAAUCCGCUUAUGUUAAUUGGUUUCAUUCACGAAAUCCUGAAAAAUAUAGAUAGCAACUGGAGAACCCUACGCAAGUUAUAUCAAACUUUACCAUCCAUACAGAAUCAUUGUAUCAGGAAAAUUAUACCUUUAUAAAAUAAAUAAAAGAACCCAACCAUCCAUAUUGUUUUGCGGAUUUCGACCUAUAGCGGCGCAGGCUUAUUUUAUAAAGCGAACAUAUAUUAAGUAUUUAAGUCCAAACACAUUACAUUAGAUUUAAUAUGUUGCAUUUAAUUUAAAUACUUCUAUAUGUUCAAUUAACAAAAUUAAUUAGUUGAAAGAUUUAAUCAAGUUAAUAAGUUAGUUAUUUUAUCAAUGUAGAAUAGACAUCUUCAAUGAAUUAUUAUUCAUUAAGUUAAUCCUUUCAGUACAAAUCUGACGUAUGCUACGUACGUCUGUCUUGAAGCUUUUCGGGAAAAAAUUUUUUGACCACCGCUUUUUUUCUCUAAAAGUCAAUACAUAAUAUUUAUAAAUCGCACUUUCAUUAUGUAGGGAGAAUUAGCAAAGUUCUAUAUUGUUAAAUAGAAUCAUAGCGGUAAGCAUUUAAGAUUAUAUAAGAUGGAAAAAAUAUAGAUAUGAGAUAUCAAUUUGAAUAAUUAAAAAAGUGUUAAAGAGAAUUAAAAUAAAUGUUAAAUUUUUUAACAUUUCUAUAUGUAAUAUAGUACUGAAAGGGUUAUAAGGGACGCACAUUAAUAUAAUUUUUCUUAGUUAAUGGAACUGGGAACAAUCACUUAUAUAACACACACAAACAUAUAUAUAUAUAUGGUUUAUCAAAAAAUAUAUGUUGUUUAAAAGCGAACUCUAUACGAAUUUAAAUAAAAAAAUAUGAAAUAAAAAUAUCUUUGACAUUUA